AUGUCAGGAUCAAGUUUGCACCCAAAGAUUAUAAAGAAACGAACAAAACGCUUUGUACGUCAUCAAUCAGAUCGAUACAAAUGUAUUGCACCAUCAUGGAGAAAACCCAAGGGUAUUGAUAAUAGAGUUCGACGUAGAUUCAAAGGGCAAAUAGCCAUGCCUAGGAUUGGAUAUGGAUCAGACAAAAGAACUCGUCAUAUGCGUCCUGGCGGACGCUAUACAUUUCUCAUUCGGAAUAUCUCUGAUGUAGAUGUUUUAUUGAUGCAUAACCAAACUUAUAUCGGUGAAAUUGCGUCAACAGUUUCUUCAAGAAAAAGAAUACUUAUUGCAGAAAAAGCAAUGAAACUGGGUGUAAAAUUAACUAAUGGUACAGCACGUGCUAGACCACAAGAAUAA
Messenger RNA from Pneumocystis jirovecii RU7, 396 nucleotides. RefSeq lists its product as uncharacterized. The transcript has 4 exons. Gene Ontology annotation, molecular function: structural constituent of ribosome. The coding region runs from base 1 to 396 and encodes 131 amino acids. Gene Ontology annotation, biological process: translation. The record is from RefSeq and is a predicted model, not a curated record. Lineage: Eukaryota; Fungi; Ascomycota; Pneumocystomycetes; Pneumocystales; Pneumocystaceae. Gene Ontology annotation, cellular component: ribosome; cytosolic large ribosomal subunit.